Molecule: messenger RNA, 4528 nt
Organism: Coniophora puteana RWD-64-598 SS2
Lineage: Eukaryota; Fungi; Basidiomycota; Agaricomycetes; Boletales; Coniophoraceae
Product: TBC-domain-containing protein
Exons: 5
Coding region: 9-4370 (1453 amino acids)
Source: RefSeq, a predicted model, not a curated record
AGAACUCAAUGUCCCACUCGCCCCAGAUCACCACACCCGUCCACACCCACCCUCUCGCCCCAGACGACGCGCCCUCGCCUCGAACACGCCGCCCCGGCCCCGCGCGCGCGGGCAGCAGCGCUGUAGACGUCAAUGCGGAAUCACGACCACCAGCACCGGCGACGUACGCCUCUCUCAAGGCGCAAUCGGAACGCAUAGCCGAGGGCAACGGCAGCGGGGGUGGGGGCGACGCGCCAGCUGCGACAGGGCGCAGGCAGCCGAACUGGGAUGGGAGCGUGCGCGGGUACGGCAGGCAGCAGGCUGACGCCGGCGCUGGGACGCGCGAUGUUUCUCAAACGCGCGGUAGCGCGCCCCCGCUCUCCCAUCGCCAGUCGAACACCUCGCUCUCGGGCCUGUCUGUGCGCUCGGACUUCAGGUACUCGCCGAGACAGUACACCGCGCCGCUGUUCAUCGUCGGCGGGUCUCCCGAUCCCGCUCACGCCCAUUCCAACAACCAUAACGCGAAUCAUAACCGCACCCAUAACCACGCCCAUCUCAGCGUACCCAGCCCCAGCCCCAACGCCCACUCUCGCGGCCUACCGCCGCCCGACCUCGAGAGCGACGACCCAAGCGCGGCGGCGGCAGCGGUGCACACCCCGUUCGCAGCACAGGUCCUCGCGCACCGCUGGCACGAAUACUCCGACCCCGCCAUCCAGUCCGCCAUAUCGCGCCUCGGCGCCGCCGAGUCCCCCGCGUCGCGCGCGGACCCGCAUCCGUACCACGCGGCGCUACGAGCUCUGUCUGCGGCGCUGCACGGUGCGGUGCUCGCGCGCGCGCGGCUGGAGGAGAGCAGGAGGGCGGUGGUGGAGAGGGAGGCGGAGAGGCGCAGGCGGGCGGGGGGUGUGCUGGAUGGGAUGGCGGGUGAGGAGAGGGAGGUGGCGAGGAGGGUUGUUAGUGCGAUUUUCCCGGAUGAGGAUGAGGGUGAGGGUGAGGAGAGGGAGGGGCGGACGGUGCAGAGGCGCGAGAGCAUGUCGUCGCUACGGACGUUCCUCACCGAAGCCAUGGCGGACGACGUGCAGCUCGCGGUCAGCGCACCGUCAGACACCGCAUCCCUCACCGACGCAAAGUCCAUGUUUUCAAAGACGGACGUCCCAUUCCCCACGACAGAGGCGUCCGACUCGGCCUCGAUGCUGUCCCGCGACAACGCCUCGGGCAGCAUCACCAUGCCACCCGCGCUCACGUCCGCAUCCACUUCGAGCCUAGUGGAAACCGGCAUCUCCACUUCAGCUUCGGGCGCGGCGGACGACGCGAAGGCGAAGAAGGGCGGCGGCGACUGGAUGAGCGGGUGGUUCGGCAGGCGGGGGCCGCGGCAUUCGCAGUCGAGUCGGUCGAUAUCGACGAUUCCGAUUAAGGAGGACGACGAGAGUGGUGCUGUUGUCGGGGAUGCGGCGGCGGGCGGCCCGGAGCAGGACGACACAACGGCGUCCAGCUCUGCACCGUCCACGCGCGCCUCUGCGCGCCGAAAACCAGCGAGAAGCGUGUUCGAGGCGCUGGGUAUAUCGAUUCUGAAUCCGGCGGCGGCGUCGGGGAGUGGUGCUAGCGUGUCUAAACACGGGCGACACACCAAGUCUGUUACUGAGGCGCCCCAGACGGCGGCGGUCGUCGAGCACACCCGAAUAUCUUCGGCAUCUGCUGCGUCUUCCCCCGUCCGUGGCACUAUCGCUAUACCUGCGCCUCCAGCCGCACCGGCGCUCACGCUUGCAGACGCUAGCCCGGGCGAAGCUCCGAUUCCGAACGCUGAUCCCAGCGGCAACGCCAACGCUACCGCCGACCCGUCCUCGCUCUCCCUCGCCUCCCGCAGCAUUGCAGAACCAGAAGCCGAAGCGACAUACAACUCGCAGCCCCCCGCACAGGGCUCCGCGCUCCGCGCGAUCGUGCACGCGACGCGCGUGAUGACCGCGGACCCGAGGAGCGUGCUCGCGGACCAGGGGCGCGAUACGGGCCCGCUUGUAGCGGCGCUUGCGAUGCGGCUUGUGAAGGGUGCGCGGGACGAGCGGGUGGUGGUGAGAGAGAGGGUGAGGGCGAGGGAGGGGAGGAGGGGUGCUGAGGCGAGGGGUGGUGGUGGUUCGAAGGCGGGGGCACGGGCUGGGGCUGGGGAGAAGGAAAAGAAAUUGAAGGAGGAGCAGGGUGUUAGCCGGCUGGCUGUUGUUGGUGCUGGUGGUCACUUUGGCGGCAGGGGCGACGUGGAUGCGACGUCUGUUCUUGCGCGGACUUUGAGUGCGCAGGGCGUCGCUGCGGGCGAUGUCGUGCGCAGGACAAAGUACAGGGCGAGCGCGAUGAUCAGCUCGCCGUUCGCGUCGCCCCUGUUUGGCUCGUUUAUGCAGCAGCAGUCACGCAGGGCCGCGUCCAGCGCCGAGACUACGUCCGCGUCGAAAGCCCCAGCGGGGAACGACGCCUCGUCGUCCGCUGCCUCGGGCGGCAAGCCGAAUACAAGUACGAGUAGUGCGCCUGCACAGCCUCAGGCGAACAAGGGCGGAUCUGUGCCUCUGGAGUCCAUCAUCCCUGUUACAUCCCAGCCCCCCACCGAGUUCCUCUCGCGCCGAUACACCCCGCUCACGGCGCGCGACUUCCGCGUCUCCCUGCCUAGCUCUGUCUCGCGGUUCUACAGCUCGCGCGCGCGUUCUGGCUCCGUCGUCGGUGACGGUAAUGGGGGCGCGGGCGGGGAGAAAGACUGGGAGCCGCUGACGGACCGGUUUGGGUUUAUAUAUGAUGUGGCGCAGUAUGAUGUGCUGCUGCUUACACGCGCGAAGGCGUGCGGGAACACGGCGCCGGCGUGUUUGACGGGGGUGAAGAUCGCGGAUCGGAAGGAGAGCAACGGGUGGUCUUCGGAGGACGAGGAGGACGGUGCCGGCGCUGCUGCGCGGAUAGUGGUGCAGGUGGUGAAGGAGCGGUGCGAGUGCGAUGGGUCGGGGAGGCCGCCUGUGGACGAGGACGCGGGGAGUAUCGUGUCGACGCUGGUGUCUGUGAUGUCCCCCGGGGAGACGGCGUCGGAGAGCACGAGUGUUACGUCGCCCGAGCAGCUCUCGCGCACGACGUCUCCGACCUCGAGCCGCAGUCGGCCGCAGUCGAUCGGCGCUGCACCCGUGCCUGCCGCUGUACCUGCGUCGUCACCAUCGCCUCCGCAGGCGAGCACCGCUGUCCUCUGCGUCGUGGCCUCUACGCCGCGGCACGUGUGCCGCAACACCAUCCGGCGGCUCCUCGACGACCUGUACAAGAUCCAUGACGAGCGGCAGACAGCCAAGCGCAAGGAGUGGGACGCGUUCGUGCGGCAGCGGAGCAAGGCCAAGUCGUCGACCAAGUCGGGCCUGUUCUCUUCUUCAAACGCGACCUUCUCCGCAACACAGGGCGGAGGGGGCGUCACGAAGGCCGCGGCGACGCGGCUGCUGGGCCUCGGCACGGCGCUCGACGAGGACGAGCUGUCGCACAGCGAGGGGCUCAUUGGGUUCGCGCAGCUCGGGCUGUCGGCGAACCGCGACGAGCGGAGGGAGUUUGAUCGGUUGGUGAGAGGGGGGAUUCCGCUCGUGUAUAGGAGUAAGUUGUGGAUGGAGUGUAGUGGCGGGCUGGAUAUGCGCGAGCCGGGGCUGUUUGGCGAUUUGCUUGCGCAGAAGGACGGGGGCGAACCGGGUGAAGGGGAGUCGGUGUUGCAUGAGAUUGAGAAGGAUGUGGGGAGGACGAUGCCGUUGAAUAUCUUCUUUGGGGGCGAUGGGGCCGGGGUGGAUAAGUUGAGGAGGGUGUUGAUUGGGUAUAGCCGGCGUAACCCGGCCGUGGGUUACUGUCAGGGCAUGAACCUCGUCACCUCAACAUUGCUGCUCGUGCACGCGGACGAGGAAGAGGCGUUUUGGGUCCUCACGGCCAUUGUCGAGCAUAUCCUACCCGAGGAUUUCUUCUCGCCGUCGCUCCUCCCCUCGCGCGCGUGCCCGCUUGUGCUGCUCGACUAUAUCCGGGAUCUGCUCCCCAAGCUGCACGCGCACCUGGCGAGCCUGGGCGUCGAUCUGCCCGCGAUCUGCUUCUCGUGGUUCUUGUCGCUGUUUACAGAUUGUCUUCCCAUCGAGACGCUGUUCAGGGUAUGGGACGUCUUCCUCGUCGAUGGGCUUGAUGUCCUAUUCCGAGUGGCGUUGGCCAUUCUUCGCAGCAGCGAAGCAGAGCUCUUACAGUGCGAGAGCAUGUCGGCGGCGUACGUCGCACUGGAGAACCUCCCGACACGCCAAUGGCAACCCGACAAGCUGCUUCAGCUUGAGCUCGAUCUUCGCCCGAGCGUCACGCACGCAGACCUCGUCAAGAAGCGCGACGCGCACGUCGCGGACCUGCGCCAGCUCAUGGGAGGCUCAUGAUUAUGGCGUGAUGCAUUCGCAUUUACAUGUCGAUCUUUCUCUCUUUUUGUCAUUGGGCCCUUUUUGCAUUGAUUUAGACUAGAGCGCACGAUGCAGGCACUUAAUUCACCAUUGCUAUUUUUCAUUGUUGGCAAUUGCAGUAUAUAGACACACGCAAC